GCGUUUGACAGUGAUGAGGGGUGGUCGUUUGACCGCGGAUCCAUUACGGACGCAGGCAAUGAGGCAGUGCUCGCUGAGAUCCUGGUUGAAGACAGCAGAGGUGUAUUUAUAGGGCAGGUUGGUCAAAAUGAUAUCUAUGACGGUGCACGUGUUUAGGGUUGUACCUGGUAGGUUCCAUGAUAAUUUGUGUGAGAUUGAGGGCAUCAGGCUUAGAUAUCCAUGAGACUAUUACUAAACCUCAGAGACCCACUCUUGAAGGGUAGACUCAUAUUUUUCAUCCAGAGCCCAUUACGAAGCUAAAAUAGUAUGUUACAGUUUUGACUGUGUGAGAGUGAAUAGUCAAAAGUGUCUUUUUGACACAUUAAUGAUUUUGCUAACGAAAUGGGGUUGGAGAAAAGUAUGAUGAGCUGGAUAUUGUGAGUAAGAGGAUGUUAUCUUUUGAGGGAUGAGUUCAACUGUGUUCAAUGGAUAUGUUAUACAGUAUUGUGUGUUUAUUUUUGUGUCUCUAUAGUAUACCUUAUUGCCUGUAUUGAUGUGGGUUAUCAUUCCAUGUACUGUGUCUGGUAAUUUGGAUGUAAUAUCCUGUGCAGUAUAUUGAGAUGUGAGAUUUACAACAGUCAGAAUGACAACCACAUUAAUAUUGAACAAGUAAAGAGGUAUGCUUAGAUAAAACAUCCCAAUCACAGACGGCUGUGAUGUAGCCUGGAUUUUGAACCAGGUACUGCAGUGAUGCUUCUUGUUCUGAGAUGUGGUGUCUUAGACCACUGCACCACUCGGGAGCCCCUUAACUUCCAAUCACGCUGUAAAGUUGAACUUCUGCGACGUGGAUUGAAUAGAGCCCUAUGAACUACUCCAGUUUGGACCUAAACAAAGAUGGAGAAACAGAUGGAUAAAACAAACUUUACUUGCGUGACAAUCUCUCAAAGCCCUAUCAGUGACUUCCUGAUGGGCAUCUACAUCCUGGCCUUCAUCCUGGGCUUGGCCUUUAACCUCUUGACCCUUGGCCCCAUCGUCCAGCAGAUCCGCAGCCAGAACGUCCUUGGGGUAUUCCUGCUCAACCUGUCCCUGUCUGACAUACUCUAUAUCCUCACCAUGCCUCUCUGGAUCAACUACUACCACCAGGACCACCACUGGAGCCUGGGCAGCCUCUCAUGCAGCGUGGCUGGCUUCUUCUACUACUCCAACAUGUACCUUAGCAUCUACCUGCUGUGCUGCAUCUCUGUGGACCGCUGCCUGGCCGUCACCUACCCCCUGAGGACCAAGGCCUUCCGCAGCAUACGCUACGCCUGGGUGUUGUGUCUGGUUGUGUGCGUGGCUGUCAUGUCCGCACACGGCCUGGUGCUGUUCAAGGACAACCUGCAGGACGCCCACGACGACACGCAGGACCGCUGCUACGAGACCUACCCCAUGCCAAAGCCCGUGGCCCUGUUCAACCUGCUGCGGGUGGGCAUCGGCUUCCUGCUGCCCCUGCUGGUGCUGGGGCUCUGUUACUGGAGAAUCCUGGGCCAGGUGAGGCAGAGCGAGGGGCUGGGGGAGCAGGUUAAGAGGAAGGUACGGCUGCUCUCCUUCGGGGUGAUGGGGAUCUUCUCUGUGUGCUUCGCCCCCUACCACCUCCUCCUGCUGACCCGUUCACUGGCCUACUACUAUAUGGGCGAACAGAGGUACUGUGAGUUUGAGGAGAUCAUGCACUUCCCCUUCUCGUGCACGCUGGCCCUGUCCAGCCUCAACAGUGUGGUGGACCCAGUGCUGUAUGUGCUGAUCAGUAACGGGGUGAGGGAGGACAUGAGACUGUGCUGCUGUGGGAAUAGAAACAGUCAAAGGGAGAGAGACAGUUCCGUCAUCGCAGUAACAUGGAAGACACAUACAAACAUGAUCUGAUUACAUACAGUGUUUGUGUGCAGGGUUGGGUGGGUUACUUUCUAAAUGUAAUCAAUUACAGUUACUAGUUACCUGUCUAAAAUUGUAAUCAGUUACGUAACUUUUGAAUUACCCAAACUCCCUUUGUUACUUUUGGAUUACUUUCCCUUUGAGGCAUUAGAAGAAGACGAAAAGGAUCCAUCAAACGCAUUUGUUGUGUCUUCAUAGUGAUCCCUGGCUCGCUCAGGUGGAACAAACGGAUGGUUUUUCAAUACUGAAUUGAAUACCAUUGAGAAAACAUCAUCCUUUCUGAAUUUAAAAAUAAUCUAAGAAGUAAUCAUCUAGUUUUUCAAAAGUAUCUGUAAUCUGAUUACAAUAUUCUUGCUGGUAACGUAACUGGAUACAGUUUGUUUUUAUUGUAAUCAGAUUACAUGUAACUGUGAGCGUGUCUGUUGUGUUUAUGCCCUUCCUUUACAGCAGUAAAUCCCUUCCGUGCACAUUGUAAAAAAAAAGGACAGCAGGUUUGGCUGUGGGACUUCAAUAACAUGUUCUUUCAUAUCAACCCACUUCCAUGGACAAUCAGUCAAUCAGGUUGUCCUUAAAAUGUUCAAAGAAAAGGACUGCAGCCUUUGUGUAGUUUUUCUAAUAUCCUGCUUGGUGAUGAGGAUGGAUAUUCAUUCAUAUGCAUCAUGUUCUUUUUAAUUGGAGAUUUCUCUUAAUGCCUGUCCUCAUUGGUAUGGAAAAUCCUUUCAAAGGCUGUCUGUUCUGGCUUUAUGUUACAGGGUCGUUCCGCUUGAAGGACCCUUGUAUCUCUUCUGGUCUGCCAGAGGUUUUUGUUGAUAUACGCUUGGUUUACAAAUGAACCUUUUAUAUUCUAAUUUGCCUGCUUUGUGGACCGACAAAUGAGAACAUUGUUCAAUUUCGUAUUUAUCCUAAACAAAAUCUAUGUAGUAAACAAUGCUGGUGUUGAAAUCCCAGAAAAUACAGUGCGGGACAAUGAAGACAUGUUGACAAUGUCCAUCCAAUAAACAAAAAAGGAAG
Molecule: messenger RNA, 2898 nt
Organism: Oncorhynchus gorbuscha (pink salmon)
Lineage: Eukaryota; Metazoa; Chordata; Actinopteri; Salmoniformes; Salmonidae
Product: G-protein coupled receptor 4-like
Exons: 2
Coding region: 874-1878 (334 amino acids)
Biological process (GO): negative regulation of G2/M transition of mitotic cell cycle; G1/S transition of mitotic cell cycle; G protein-coupled receptor signaling pathway
Cellular component (GO): membrane
Molecular function (GO): G protein-coupled receptor activity
Source: RefSeq, a predicted model, not a curated record